Molecule: messenger RNA, 1467 nt
Organism: Thecamonas trahens ATCC 50062
Lineage: Eukaryota; Apusomonadida; Apusomonadidae
Product: graves disease carrier protein
Exons: 1
Coding region: 1-1443 (480 amino acids)
Biological process (GO): transmembrane transport
Source: RefSeq, a predicted model, not a curated record
AUGGUAGACGUGGAGAGGGAACCAGGCGGCGAGGUGCGGCAGGACGGGGUGCGGCAGGACCCGACGACGCGGCAGGCCCAGGCGCGGCGGAACGAUGUGCAGCAAGACGAGGCAUGGGCAGACGAGGCAUGGGCAGACGAGGCAUGGGAGCGGCAUGCGGUGUGGGUAUUCCAGGUCCUAGACGCCAACACCAAAGGCCGGGUCUCGUUAGGCGAGCUGGACGCGGCGUUAGCUCCUCACGCCGCUGCCCUGCCCGAGGCAGCGCUGGCCAAGGCUGGCGAGGUCGGAGUCGUCUACGGCGACGAUGUGGAGCUGGAUCUGGGCGGCUUUGUGGCGGUGAUGCGGGCGGCGCGCAAAGUCGAUGCCGACAUUGUUGCCUUUCUGUACAACGUCUCGCGUGCGGCGCUUGAGCCGUGGGAUGAGCAGCCGUGGUUCCACCAGAACCAUCCACAUCUGCCGCCGCGGCCGCUGCGGCACGGCGGCACAGUAUCCGACGAAACACGCCGCGAUGUUGAGCGGCGGAAGCGGACGUGGACUGCCAUUGCGUCAUCGCUGCUCGCCGGUGGCUGUGCGGGCGCUAUGGCCAAGUCGGCUGUUGCGCCGCUGGACCGGACCAAGAUCCUGUUUCAGGUCAACCAUCCACGCUUUGCCGGUUCCCCGGGCGUGUUGGCCACGCUCAAGCAAAUUGUGCGGCUGGAGGGCUUGCGUGGGUUGUACAAAGGCAACGGAGCGCAAAUGGUGCGCAUUUUCCCUUAUGCUGCAGUCCAGUUCAUGUCGUACGAGCAGUACAAGCGUAUUCUGCUCGGCGGCGAUGACUCGCCGCUGACCGGCUCGACGCCUCCGCUGGUCAAGCUUGCUGCUGGCGCGCUGGCCGGCAUGUCCUCGGUGGUGGCAACAUAUCCACUGGAUCUAGUUCGGGCGCGGCUCGCGUCGCAGGUUGAGGUCCAUGCCUACACCUCGAUUCGCGAGUGCCUGUUCAAGACUGCGCAGAGCGAGGGCAUUCGUGGCCUGUACAAAGGCCUUUCGCCAACGCUAGUGGGCAUUGUGCCUUACGCCGGCCUCUCGUUCUUUACCUUUGACACGCUCAAGGAGAAGGCACGCGAGCUACUUCCGGCUGGGCAGCCGCUCCCGGUGGUAGCCUCGCUCGCGUGUGGCGCGAUAGCCGGACUCGUCUCGCAGACCGUCACGUAUCCGAUCGACUCGCUUCGCCGGCGGGCCCAGCUGAUGGGCUCACCGGUCUUUGCCUCGCAGUCGGAAGCCUUCUCUUCUCGAACCAAGCACAUGUCAGCAACCAUGCUCCUCUCGCACCUCAUCAAGAAGGAAGGCCCGCUCUCGCUCUUCCGCGGCCUCUCCAUCAAUUACAUGCGUGUCGUCCCGUCGGUCGCCAUCUCGUUCACGACCUUUGAGUAUCUCAAGGCGCGUCUGCCGACUGAUGCGCGGUAGAUUCACUGUAAACGCGAGGACGUC